AUGGCCCUCGACCCUAAAUGUGCUCCUGGGGGCAACUUUGAUCUGUCGUACUGGAAUCUCCAGCUCCCCACUGGCGAAAGCGGGCAUCCCACGACCAUCACUGCAUCGAAACUUAAAGGUUGCAAAGGGUAUCAAGAUUCCAGUGUCUUCUACACCGACGAAAAGAUGGUGCUCUACAGACACUGCCGUACCGAGCUGCGCGAGCUCAAUUCUGAUGGCAGUAGUAAGGCUAGCUGGAGUCCUUCUGCGUCGAAGAACCGGCUAAGUGCCACGGUCACCGUACCCAAGCCGGACGAUGGCUCCCAUGGCACUGUCAUCGGCCAGAUCCAUAUCGAUGAUACCAUCUCCACCAAACCGGUGUGCGAGCUCUAUUACAGCACAGAGGGCGACCUUGUCAUGGGAGUUGAAAAGACGCGCAAGGGGGGCAAGAGUAUCUUCACUAAGGUGGGCAAUGCUCCUGUUGGAAAGAAGUUCUCCUACGAGAUUCGCUAUGAGUCGGACGAGCUGAGUGUCAGCAUCGAUGGCGGGUCGCCGCAAAAAUUGGACACUUAUGAGUUGGACUCGCCCAAAUCGUACUUCAAGGCUGGGAACUACAAUCAGGGGGACUCGGCUUCGGAGGUGCACUUCUAUGAGCUUAAUGUUCAGCAUUGA
Molecule: messenger RNA, 651 nt
Organism: Aspergillus alliaceus
Lineage: Eukaryota; Fungi; Ascomycota; Eurotiomycetes; Eurotiales; Aspergillaceae
Product: polysaccharide lyase family 7 protein
Exons: 2
Coding region: 1-651 (216 amino acids)
Source: RefSeq, a predicted model, not a curated record